AUGGCAGAUUCAUUUUCCAAGAUCUCCUCGAUGUUGGAGUCUGCUCGGGACUUCACCAUUGAGGCUGCAGUGUCAGCUUCAACCAGGCUAGUGGACACUCCCAGCUCAAUGAGGCCCAAGGAAAUCUCCAAGCUCUUGAACUCACGUUCAGACAGAGAUAUCCUCUCGGGAAUGCGGUGUGUGAUCUCGUUGAUAUCGCGAGGCGAGGACGGCCAGAUGUACUUUGCGGACGUAGUGAAGAACGUCACAACUUCCAACCAGAAGAUCAAGAACCUCGUGUUGACCUACUUGAUCCGGUACGCAGAAACAGAGCCAGACACCGCCCUCUUGUCGAUCAAUUCGAUCCAGAAGUCGCUCAACGACAAGGACCCCAUCAACAGGGCUAAGGCCAUCCGGUCGUUGGCAGGAAUCCGCAUCCAGACUAUCGUGCCCAUCUUGCUUCUCUGCAUCAAGAGAACCAUCUCCGACCCUUCGCCCAUUGUGCGAGCAGCUACAGCAAUAUCGCUCGGAAAGGUCUAUGACAUGGACAACUCCACCAAGAAACAGGUCAUGGAUUAUCUUUCCAAGUUGUUGGCGGACAGCGAGCCCCAGGUGGUGACCUCUGCCAUCAAGACUUACUACAAGAUGAAAGAGAAUCUAGGCGACGGCAACAAGAAGUGGGACCCUAUCCACGGCAACUUCCGUCGGUUCUGUGGCAUUGUCAGGGAGUUGGAUGAGUGGGCACAGUCUUUCUUGAUCGAGUUAUUAACGGAAUACUCUAGAAAGUUCUUGCCCAGACCCAAGUUGUACUUGAAGGACUCAUCGAACCAAGUGAUCGACUUGCCAGAGAACUGGAAACUCAUUCCAUUCCCAAUCUAUGAUAUCACUUUCGAUAAGGAUCUCGAGUUGUUCUUGGACUCCUUGAAGUUGUUGGUGUAUUCUGCAUCCGAAAACGUCAUUUUGAGCAUAGCCAAAGCAUUAUACUCGUUGGCCCCACCACUGUCCUUCAGAUCGUUACAAGUCAACUCAGCAUUGGUGAGAAUUGCCACUUCUUCCAAGAAGCACAUCUCCUAUUUUGCCUUACAACUCAUUUCAAGCAUAGCAGAACAAGAUUCAGGGUUGUUUGAUCAGUCAUUCAAGAAAUUUUAUGUCUAUCCCACAGACUCCCUAACGGUGGCUAAAAGUAAGCUUGAGAUUCUCUCAUUGUUAGUCAAUGAUAAUAACCACAAAUACAUCGUGGAGGAACUAAAGUACUACGCGGCGCACUCGAAAAACGUCCAGAUAUCAAAGGAGGCGUUUAAAGCUAUCGGAAAGUGUUCCCAGAUUGCGCCCGAAAAAAUCUUAAGUUGGUGUUUGAAGCAGGUCAAAAAUAGAACAGGUCCUAUUUUGAAUGAAUUACUUACAGUAAUCCGAUACUCAAUUCAGGAGAAAAGUAAUCUGACAACAAACAUAGCCAAUCAAAAGGAAGAAAUUAUCCAAACUACCUACAAACUUUCACUAAUUUUGCAGGAUAGAACUUUUGGAUUAGAAGGUGAGGCAAAAGCAAGCAUAAUUUGGUUUAUAGGAGAGUUUACUGAUGCUGCUAAUAAUACAAUCGGGCCAGAUGUUUUGCGAUUGCUCAUUAGAGGAUUUGCAACCGAACCAGAGGUGGUGAGAUAUCAGAUUCUAGUCUUGGCCGCCAAAUCGUUUUCGUACGAGUUGAAUCGUAUCAAGAAGGAAUACCCCGAUGAUGAAAUCGACCAACUAGUAAAUGAAAACAUAGUUUGUUUGAUGUUUCAGCAUAUCUUGCAAUUAUCAAAAUAUGACGCCUCUUAUGACACCAGAGAUAGGGCUCGAAUGUUGAAUGUUUUGUUGAACACUGGCAGCGAACAGGCGCAAUUGGCGUCUUUGUUCUUGCAAGUGCCCAAACCCGCACCAUUUGUCAAUUCUUUGAGUGAGACUAGUAGCCACAACAAGAAUUUGACCAAGUACCUCGAGGUUAGUGAUUGGAGCAACCCCGAAGACCUCCCCCCAGCAAGCGUUAGAAAAGAAACAAAGGUGCAGGUGAAUAAGCUUGGUACUUCCGGGGUAUCAUCAGUCUCCUCAGGCUUUGGUAACGGUACUAAGUCACCCGUGCCAAGUUCAUCCCAUGCAAUUUCUUCUGCAAGCUUCAACAGCAACGAGAAGCCAAAGUUCACAGGUAAACAAACCUACCAACUACAGAGUUUGGAUGACUUCUUUGGGAGUGAUGAAGAGGAAGAGGAGGAGGAAGAGGAAGAUGAAGAGGAACAAGAAGCGGAUGGGGCGGAAUCUGAAACAGAAAGUAGCUUUGAAAGUUCAUCAGGCGAGUCCAGCUCUGACGAAUCCGUUAAUCCAGAUGCCGAAAACGGGUCAGCCCAAGAGGAAGACUCGGACGCGGAUAGUAGGAAAAGCUUCCUUGCCAGAAAUUAA
This is a messenger RNA of Suhomyces tanzawaensis NRRL Y-17324, 2409 nucleotides long. RefSeq lists its product as uncharacterized. The coding region runs from base 1 to 2409 and encodes 802 amino acids. Gene Ontology annotation, cellular component: membrane coat. The transcript has a single exon. Gene Ontology annotation, biological process: vesicle-mediated transport; intracellular protein transport. The record is from RefSeq and is a predicted model, not a curated record. Lineage: Eukaryota; Fungi; Ascomycota; Pichiomycetes; Serinales; Debaryomycetaceae.